AUGACCGUGCUGCUGUGGUUGUUGCUGCUCUUCGUGGGCUUCGUGACGGCGCUGGCCAGCAGCGCUAAGCUGCGCAAGAACGCCUUCAUCUGGUUCUCGUAUGUGACCAUCACAGGCUGGUAUUAUUGUCGCGUGCUGCACAAGAAAUACGCGGGAGACAACAACAAGGAGGCCGUUGGCGCGUCGCCACCCCCGAGCUCCAGCGGAAGUAACAAGAAUCGAGUUUCAUCCACAUCGAGAGCCGGCGAGGGCCGACGUGACCCGGACUUGGUCUACUUUGAAUCGCGCGAGGUGGUCGAGCGGCGCCAGCAUGAGCAACAGGAUGGAUUGGAGCGCAGCGGAGUGUCUGAGCGCUCAAGCCACAUGAGUGACUCGGGAUCUAGUGGAGGUUCGGACGUCGGUGCUGCAAUCCCCAGUAAACGCAAGCGAAGCCUGUUCCACAGUCGCCGCAAAGCCGCAGCCGAGGAAGCCGUGAGACGCGUGAGCGACGCCAGCUCCGCCGAUCUCCUCACCAACUCGGGCGUGUCUGAGGUUAGCGACCCCGUCACGCCCACACGCAACACACGCAACAGCGCCACUAGACGAACGUACACUGGGCGAAAGAAGCCCGAGUCGUGGGCGGAUUAA
Phytophthora nicotianae INRA-310 is the source of this 627-nucleotide messenger RNA. RefSeq lists its product as hypothetical. NCBI's taxonomy places the organism in Eukaryota, Oomycota, Peronosporomycetes, Peronosporales, Peronosporaceae. Bases 1 to 627 code for a protein of 208 amino acids. The record is from RefSeq and is a predicted model, not a curated record. The transcript has a single exon.